AUGCAUCCGCUCUACAUAUUGUUACUUGGGCUUCUCUUCUUGACCACAUCUUGCUGCUCCACAUCUGCAUCCGUAGGUGAUACUCUCGUGGCGGGCCGAGUGCUCACCGUCGGUGAUAAGCUCGUCUCAAGAAACGGCAAGUUCGCGCUCGGAUUCUUCCAGCCAGCGGCAAGCACUAUUAGUAAGUCGUCCCACAACAACUGGUACCUUGGCAUAUGGUUCAAUAAAAUUCCAGUUUUCACUACUGUGUGGGUUGCUAAUAGGGAGAAGCCCAUUGCCCACGCCAACAUUAACUCAACACAGCUCAAGAUCUCAAGAAACGACAAUCUUGUCAUUGUCGUAAAACAUGCUAUUGCCGGCACUGAAUCCCUUGUUUGGUCCACUCACAUGGUCAAUUGGACACAAAGUAGCAGCAUAAACACCACCACCACUAGUGUUGCUGUUCUCUUGAACACUGGAAAUCUUGCUGUCAAAGUCACAGAUAGCCCAUCAUCUGACCUACCGUUAUGGCAGAGCUUCGACUAUCCAUUAGAUGUCGGGCUUCCUGGCGCCAAGUUGGGCCGGAACAAGGUCACUGGUUUCAGUCGCCAGUUCAUAUCAAAAAAGAGCCGCAUUGAUCUGGGUCUUGGCUCAUACAGCAUGGAACUAGAAGACACCAGCGGGAUCGUCCUCAAGCGCCGCAACAACCCCUUGGUAAAGUAUCUGGUUUAUGCAACCUCGGGAUCAUCAUCUUUGAUACCAAUGCUCAAGACACUUCUAGAUUUAGAUCCUCGGACCAAAGGUUUGAUUAACCUAACAUAUGUCAAUAACAACCAGGAGGAGUACUACACGUACACUUUACUGGAUGAAUCAUCGUCUUCCAUAUUUGUCUCACUAGACAUCUCUGGUCAGGUUAAGCUGAAUAUUUGGUCACAAGCCAACCAGUCUUGGCAAAUCAUAUAUUCCGAGCCUGCUGAUCCCUGCAGCCCGCCUGCUACGUGCGGGCCUUUCACAGUUUGCAACGGCAUUGCGCAUCCAUCAUGUAUCUGUAUGGAGAGCUUCUCCCAUAAGUCACGACAUGAUUGGGAGUUUGAGGAUCGAACAGGAGGGUGCAUUAGAAACACACCUUUACAUUGCAGCACUAGUGGUAACAAGAAAAACAUGACAAGUUCAACAGACAUGUUCCACCCCAUUGCUCAUGUUGCAUUGCCCUACAACCCACAAAUUAUAGAAGUUGCUACCACUCAGAGCAAAUGUGAAGAAGCAUGUCUCGGUUCUUGCUCCUGCACUGCUUAUUCCUAUAACAACAACAAAUGCUCUGUCUGGCAUGGGGAACUGCUUAGUGUAAAUCUGAAUGAUGGCAUUGAAAAUAAUUCUGAAGAUGUUCUUUACCUUCGCCUUGCUGCCAAAGAUUCGCUACCCGGUUCCAGAAAAAAGAAAAGAAAACCAAAGGUCGGAGUUGUUACUAUUGUAAGUAUUAUUGGUUUUGGGUUAAUAAUGGUCAUGUUGUUGUUACUGAUUUGGAGGAACAAAUUCAAGUGUUGUGGUUUGCCUAUGUAUGACAAUCUAGGUAGUGCUGGUGGAAUUGUAGCCUUCAAAUACACCGACUUGGUUCGUGCUACUAAAAGCUUCUCAAAAAAGCUUGGAGGAGGUGGUUUUGGUUCUGUAUACAAAGGAGUCUUAAAUGACUCGACUAGUAUAGCAGUGAAAAGGCUUGAUGGUGCCUGUCAAGGAGAGAAGCAAUUCAGGGCCGAGGUGAGCUCAAUUGGACUGAUCCAACACAUAAACCUAGUCAAAUUGAUUGGUUUCUGCUGUGAAGGUGAUCACAGAUUACUUGUGUACGAACACAUGUUAAAUGGUUCUCUUGAUGGUCAUCUAUUUAAGACGAGCAAUGCAAAUGUUGUCGUCCUAAAUUGGAACAUCAGAUAUCAGAUAGCCCUAGGAGUUGCUAGAGGAUUGUCCUACUUGCAUCAGGGUUGUCGCAAGUGCAUCAUACACUGCGAUAUUAAGCCAGAGAACAUACUUUUGGAUGCAUCAUUUGUUCCUAAAGUUGCAGACUUUGGGUUGGCAACAUUUGUGGGAAGGGAUUUCAGCCGAAUUCUUACUUCAUUCAGAGGAACUGUGGGUUAUCUUGCCCCAGAGUGGCUUACUGGAGUGGCGAUCACACCGAAAGUCGACGUUUACGGCUUCGGCAUGGUGCUAUUUGAAAUCAUAUCAGGAAGGAGGAAUUCUUCACCUGAAACAUCAUACAACACUAGCAGCAACUACAGUGACCAGAAUAUUGAAUACUUCCCUGUGCAAGCCAUCAGCAAGCUUCACGGUGGAGAUUUGAAGAGUUUGGUAGAUCCGCAGUUACAUGGUGUUUUCAAUUUGGAAGAGGCUGAAAGGGUUUGCAAAGUUGCAUGUUGGUGCAUCCAAGAUAAUGAAUUCGAUCGGCCAAUAAUGGGUGAAGUUGUCCGGGUUCUUGAGGGUCAACAGGACAUUGAUGUUCCUCCAAUGCCAAGAUUGCUUGCAGCUAUAACAGAACAAUCUGGUGUCGCAACUUCAAUGUAA
Molecule: messenger RNA, 2532 nt
Organism: Triticum turgidum subsp. durum (durum wheat)
Lineage: Eukaryota; Viridiplantae; Streptophyta; Magnoliopsida; Poales; Poaceae
Source: the annotation of a GenBank genome assembly